This is a messenger RNA of Lathyrus oleraceus (garden pea), 1957 nucleotides long. RefSeq lists its product as uncharacterized. The record is from RefSeq and is a predicted model, not a curated record. Lineage: Eukaryota; Viridiplantae; Streptophyta; Magnoliopsida; Fabales; Fabaceae. Bases 225 to 1841 code for a protein of 538 amino acids. The transcript is spliced from 11 exons.
CACGUUUGGUUGAUGAUGACAUAAACCUUUCGAUUGAAGCCUUCUACUUCCGUUACAUUGUUUCCACCUUUCUAUAAUUAGUACUUGCGUUUCGUUCCAGCUUCUAUCUCUUCUUUUUUUGUCCCUACACAACUUUUUGAAACAACAUCAUAAGCAACACUGGAAUAAAUAAUGAAUCAAUUCUCAAGUUUGAGUUUCAGUCUCUUCCUGGAUCAUUCACCUGCAUGCAAGCUUCAAUGUCACAUGAAAAAGUUAUUAAAAUUUCUAUAAAGUCAGAACUUAUAAAAAGUUCUUCUCAUAAUUCACAAGCUAUGUCUUCUGUUUCAAUAAACAAAGAUCUCAGAAUUCCUCAAAAAUUGCGUAAAGACAGAAAAUUGGCUUUGAAGCAAGAUGUGGAUAGGUUGAAGAAGAAGCUUAAGCAUGAGGAGAAUAUUCACAAGGCAUUGGAGAGAGCUUUGAAUAGACCUUUGGGAGCUUUGCCUCGUCUUCCUCCUUAUCUCCCUCCCUAUACAUUAGGACUUGUGGCUGAAGUUGCGGUACUUGAAGAAGAAAUAAGAAGGCUUGAAGAGAUGGUGUUACAUUGUAGGAAGGAUUUGGAUCAAGAAGAAGUUAACAUGUCAUCCUCCAAGAUGAAAAUGGAGCAUUCACUUGAGAAUUCAAAAUUGGGCAAUGCUGCAAUUAGGUCUACAACAACACUUUCUGAUGAUAGACAAGGAAAAGAGAUUCAAUCUUGUACUCCUCCUUUCAAGAGCAGCAAACAAUCGACAUGUAAAGGCCCAACAGCAAAAGUAUCUAAUAAGAAAAUUCCAAUCAAUGAUAAAUCGUUGCGUAAACGAUCGGAACCUCCUAAAAAGAAGAAGCAGGAACUACGAAAUCCUCGUCUACAAGAAACUCCACAUAGCGAUGAAAGUCCGAAUAUAAUCUCUGAAAAUAUUCUCAAGUGUUUAACUAGCAUUCUCUUGAGAAUGAGUACACUACCUUUUAGGCCUCUAAAAGCUAAAAAAUGUAUUGAAGGAACAGAAUUUUUGGAUCCCUAUGGUAUAUUGGAAUUCGGAAAGAGAGAUAUUGGUCCAUACAAGCAAUUAAGUCCAAGUAAUAUUGAAGCUGAAUCUUUCAAUCCAACACAAACUGCUAAGUCUUUGUUUCUACUGCAUCGGUUAAAAAUUCUUUUUAGAAAACUAGCGAGUGUUAAUGUCGAUAAUCUCAACCACCAAGAGAAGCUUGCAUUCUGGAUCAACAUAUAUAACUCGUGUAUGAUGAAUGCUUUCAUAGAAAAUGGCAUACAAAAUAGUCCUGAAAAGGUUGUUGCAUUGAUGCAGAAGGCUACAAUAAAUGUAGGUGGAAACUUGUUAAAUGCAACAACCAUAGAACGCUGUAUUUUAAGGCUUCCAUAUCACUGGAAAUAUCUAAACACCAAACAGAUCGCAUUAUUAAACGAAGUGAAAAAUCAUGAAACGACAUUAAGAAGUACUUAUGGACUCGAAUUGUCAGAACCCCUAGUCUCAUUCGCUAUCUCUAGAGGAACUUGGUCAUCUCCCGCUGUUAGAGUUUACACAGCGCGGAAUGUUGAAAAGGAACUUGAAUUGGCUAAAAGAGAAUACUUGCAAGCAGCAGUUGGAAUUUCAACAUCAAAGUUUGUUAUUCCAAAGAUGUUGGAUUGGUAUUUACUUGAUUUUGCAAAAGACUUGGAAUCAUUACUAGAUUGGAUAUGCCUACAAUUACCAAAUGAACAAGGGAAAGAAGCAAUUAUGUUCCUUGAGAAAAGAAAAACCCAACCCUUCUCACAAUUUGUAAAAAUUAUGCCAUAUGAGUUCAGAUUUAGAUACUUGUUGUACACAUGAUUUUGUUACAAUUUUUUUGUAUAUUUUUUAAAUGGCAUUGGGGAAAUGAUUUGUAUACAGCAUUACAGCUCUAGAUCAUAGUCACACACAUAAAAUAUUUACAUAUAUUUCAUCUA